This is a messenger RNA of Emericellopsis atlantica, 1716 nucleotides long. Its product is annotated as GPI mannosyltransferase. Gene Ontology annotation, cellular component: endoplasmic reticulum membrane. The coding region runs from base 147 to 1235 and encodes 362 amino acids. Gene Ontology annotation, molecular function: alpha-1,2-mannosyltransferase activity. The record is from RefSeq and is a predicted model, not a curated record. Lineage: Eukaryota; Fungi; Ascomycota; Sordariomycetes; Hypocreales; Bionectriaceae. Gene Ontology annotation, biological process: GPI anchor biosynthetic process. The transcript is spliced from 6 exons.
AACGAAUCCUAGUCCAUAUACCGAAGCUGGUGCUGCUCCAACUUUGUUGAACACCUCACCUGCAAUCGCCUCGAGUGAGUCACGAUUGACUUCGGGUCGUCGCCUUCUCGAAUACGACGCCAUCUGGCCUGUGGAAUAGGAAAAGCAUGUGGCGGCGUACAUACUUGUUACUGGUGCUGGUGCGGUUAUGGUUCGCCCUCUCGCCAAGUUACCUACAUCCGGACGAGAAUUUCCAAGGUCCAGAGGUCAUUGCAGGAGAGAUCUUCAGCUACCCCGUGCGUCGAACGUGGGAGUUCACAAGCGACAACCCCAUCCGCAGCGUCUUUCCCCUAUGGCCCGUGUACGGACUACCGAUGCUGUUGCUGCGAUGGCUGUGGAUCGGCAACGGUCAGGACGGCGAGAUUCCUCCGAUUGCAGUGUUCUGGACGCUGAGGGUCCUCAUGUUCUUGAUAAGCUUCGUUCUCGAGGAUUGGGCGCUUCAUGAGUUGAUCCCUUCGCCCAAACAUCGCCGUGUCGCAGUGCUGCUUGUGGCCUCAUCCUAUGUCACAUGGACGUAUCAAACCCACACAUUCUCCAACUCUGUCGAAACACUGGUUGUGGCUUGGAGCAUGGUCCUCAUUCAAAGGAUCGUGGAUGACCAGCAACAAUCGUCAUUCAUGGCCUCCUUUGUGCUAGGCGUCGUCAGUGUCUUUGGCCUCUUUAAUCGAAUCACCUUCCCGGCUUUCUUGGUGAUCCCAGGCUUCCGCCUGAUUGCCCACUUCUGGAGAAAGCCUCUGUCGCUGGUAGCGGUAGCUUUGGCGGCGAUGAUAACGACAACGGUCGCGAUUGCUCUUGACACCGCGUUCUAUACUGCCGAACCCAUAACAUGGUCUGACCUGAUCAGUCGCCCUGUGAUCACGCCAUGGAACAACCUGAGGUACAAUUCAGACCUGGAUAACCUCGCUCAGCAUGGUCUUCAUCCAUGGUACCAGCACCUUCUCGCCAACCUGCCAAUGCUUGUAGGACCUGCUUCCUUCCUUCUCUUCCUCCGGCCACACUUCUCACUGCGACUUUACUCGGCUGUCUCAGGGAUCUUUGUACUUUCUGUUUUCCAGCAUCAAGAAGCUCGGUUCCUCUUGCCGACGGUACCCCUGAUCUUGUCAUCGGUGCAGCUUCCUAAGAACCAGGUUACCCUACGGAUCUGGGCAGGCGCGUGGAUUAUCUUCAAUCUCUUCUUCGGGGUUCUUAUGGCCUGAUGCCACCACAGCUGUUUGGUGGAAGACCUACACGCCUCCCAUUUGGCUUCUGAAUGGCAAGAACGAGGUUCUCCAAACGAGAGACGUGAUGGGCAUGCAGGGCGAUGACCUAUAUGAGCAACUCACGGCACUCGCAACGUGCGACGUGCCCGCUGAUCGUCGCAACCAGGAGUACCUCAAAGAGAAGAAUGGCACAUACCUCAUAGCCCCUGCCUCGGCCACAUGGUUGGAUCCAUAUCUGCCCAACAAAGGACUGGAGGGGUUGAGGUUCAGAGAGGUGUGGCGACACAACAGGCAUUUGAAUCUGGACGACCUUGAUUGGGGCGAGGAUGGCGUUUGGAACACCCUCAAAAGGGUCAUUGGGAGGAGGGGCCUGGUGGCCUGGAGGAUCACCAAAAGUUGUUAGAAAUGAAUGAUACCCACACAGCGAUUUGUCAACGUUUUGUCGCACGGAAUAGCGACGUAGUCCCACGCAGUGCAC